UGUCCCCGUGUGUGCUGAUGUCACCCGGGGCUGCCUGUCCCCAAUAAAAGUCCUGACUGUGCUGGUGCACAGGGAGGGGGUCUCUACACCAGCUGCGGGUCCCACAGACAUGUCCUCUGCUCCAGCCCCCGUGUCCCAGGACCAGCCUCGUGGUACUGUAUGGCUCUGCCUCUUGCUCGUGCUGCCCUUCUGUGUCUCUGCCACCAUCACCAGCUCUGACACCGAUCCUGGCAUCAAGGUCUGGCUGACCCAGAGGACACUGGAGUUUGGCCGGCGCUUUGGGCUGGAGCUGCUCCAGUCGAUGCUGCAGAAGGAGCAUGAGCUGAACCUGACAGGUUCCUACAACACCCCGGUCCUGGGGACUCUCACCUAUGCUGUGCCCCGGAUUCACGUCCAUGAACUGCAGAUGAAUGAGUCCACGCUGGACUUUGCUGAGGAUGUGGGGGUGAGGCUGAUGGUGCAGCGUGCCCGAAUCCAGCUCAGCGCCGAGUGGGCAGCCCAGCUGGGCACCAUCCAGGACAGUGGCUCUGUGGAGCUCCGCAUGCAGGACCUGACCAUGGCAGCGGUGUUGGGGGUGAGCGACGAUGGCAGUGGCCACCCCACGGUUUGGAGCGCCGGCUGUGACACCCAGGGCACUGACCUGCACAUGGAGUUUCACCGUGGAUACAGCUGGCUCUACAACCUGCUGGCACCUCUGCUCCAGAGAACCCUGCUGCAGAAGCUGAACAAGCAGCUCUGCCUCGUGCUCCACAGAGGCAUAGACAGGCUGGACACUGUCCUGAAGCGCAUGAAAGUGUCCACCCAGCUGGACGCCUUUGCUGCCAUCGACCACUCCCUGCUGGGACCGCCGGCCUUCACAGAGGAGUACGGGGACAUUGCCCUCAAGGGAGAGAUCUUCAGGGUGGGCACGUCCCAGCAGAGACGCUCAGCACAGCCUGUAGUGCUGCCUGUGGCAUUACCCGUGGCACUGCCUGUGGCUUUGCCCACGUCCCUGCCCAAGACACUGCCCAUGGCACACGGGCCCACGCUGCUCUUGGCUGUCACCGAGGUUGUCGCCAACUCAGCCGCCUCCACCUACUUCACAGCCGGGGCCCUGCGCAGGAACUUCUCCAGUGACAUGCUCCCCCGGCAGUUCCCGCUCCAGCUGAGGACCAAGAGCAUGGAGGUUUUCUCCCCUGAGCUGCAGCAGCGCUAUCCAGACCAGCCCAUGGAGCUGCUCCUCUGGGCCCGCCAGCAGCCCCUGCUCUCCUGCCAUUCUGAUGCCUUGCACGGGACCCUCUUCAGCUCUGCCGAGGCCUUCGUGGUGCUGCCCAACGCCACCCGAGUCCCUGCCUUUCUGCUGAACAUCGAUGCCAACGUGACCGGGAAGCCAACAAUCACCAGGAACAGACUUGGGGGCACUGUGAGACUGACGGGGCUUCGUGUAACACAAGUGGCAUCAAAUGUGGGCCCAGUGGAGGUGAAGCGUCUGGAGACCCUGCUGAAGUUUGGGCUGUGGCUUUUUGGAGUUCCCCGGGCAAACAAGUGGCUCCAGGCUGGCAUCCCCCUGCCCCUCCCACAUGGCCUCAGCCUGCUCAGACCCCGGCUCUCGCUGCAGCAGGGCUUCGUGCUCAUCUCCACGGACCUGCAGUACGAGCCGUGAGACCACCUGCCUCGUGGGAACCCCAGCCCUGCCACUCGUGUCCCCAUCACCAUCCCGUGUCCAUCGUGCCCCCGUGGCUGGCAAAGCGCCCAACCGCGGGACCCCCAGACCCCCCAUCCUGGGCAGGGAUUAAAGCGGGAGCGUAGAUCAGCCCUGUGUGCUGUGGGGUGUCUCGGGGAGCCCCCUCAGCCGCAUCUUCCAUGCAGGGUCCCAUUCCCGAUUCCACCAUCGGGAGCUGUGUCCUCU
This is a messenger RNA of Prinia subflava (tawny-flanked prinia), 1888 nucleotides long. RefSeq names its product bactericidal permeability-increasing protein-like. The record is from RefSeq and is a predicted model, not a curated record. The coding region runs from base 110 to 1642 and encodes 510 amino acids. Lineage: Eukaryota; Metazoa; Chordata; Aves; Passeriformes; Cisticolidae. Gene Ontology annotation, molecular function: lipopolysaccharide binding. The transcript has 15 exons. Gene Ontology annotation, biological process: innate immune response; defense response to Gram-negative bacterium; lipopolysaccharide-mediated signaling pathway.